CCCUGCUUUGUCCACGGUCCGUGCCCUGUCUAGGUGCAUGCCAUGGCCAGGGUCGAGGUCCGGGCUGAUUCGGUGCCCUGUGUUGGUGCAUGCCGUGGCCAGGGUCGGUCCGGGACCUCCUGUUGCAGCGCUCCGUGCCGCAGGCUGGGCUGACGUGCGCGGGCAAUGCGCAGGCGUUGUGUUGAGUGUGUGUGGCGGGGCUGGUUUCUGUCGCUCGGGUCGGGAGCUGCGAGCAAAGAUCUUUGGCUGCGAGUGCGGGCGACGGGGCAGGGCCAGUGUUCGGGGCCAGGAGUCUAGGCACACACACCUCUUGAGCAAGUGGUGGCGCCUGCCGGGCGGUCCCUCGGCUGGCCGGGAAUGUGGCUCCGGCGUUUGGCGGGGUGACCGCGGGUUAGUGGCCGGAGUGGGGUUCCCGCCUACGGCAGCUUCGCCCGACAUCUAUGGGAGCCCGGGCCGGCCCGGCCCGCCCGCCGCUCUCCGGCUCCAUGGAAACGGCCGCCUGCCGCAAGUUCCAGGCAAACGUCUUCAAUCAUAGCAAGUGUCAGAACUGCUUCAAAGCCCGCGACUCGCACCUCGCCUCCGACCGGGACCUGACCCAGGCAAAGCCUAUAUAUGGGGGCUGGUUGCUAUUGGCUCCUGAGGGGACUGACUUUGAAAACCCAGUGCAGCGAUCAAGGAAAUGGCAGAGAAGGUUCUUUCUUCUGUACGAGCAUGGCCUACUUCAUUACGCACUGGAUGACUCUCCCACCACUCUUCCACAAGGUACCAUCAAUAUGAAUCUGUCCACAGAUGUUACUAAUGGGGAGAGUAAGACUGCUCAGAAGAACUCUCUUUGCAUUAUAACACCAGAGAAACAGUAUUCCAUUCGUGCAGAAAGCAAAGAAACCAUCAAUGGCUGGUUUGAAACACUGCUUAUGUAUCCACGCACCAAUAAACAGAAUCAAAAGAAGAGACCCUUGGUAGAACCUCUUACACUCCAGGAGCCUGGACCUGCUAAAGUUGCAGUUACCAGCAGCAGUAUAUUAAGUGCUGAGAGAGUUCCCAGCACCAAGUCAACACUCUGGCAGGAAGAACUUAAAAAUAAGGAUCUAAAUGUUUUCAGCAACCCGGUGAGAAGCCCUUCACAGACCCAUUCUCCUAUUGGAUCAUCAUCAAUGCGUAAAGCUCAAAGUGUUGUUAAUGGUGACGAACUGGAUGGCCAGGAAAAGAAACGUGUAGAGAGUGGCUACUUUUCUCUGGAGAAGCUGAAGCCUGACUCAAAGCAGUUAAUCUCCUCACCUCGCGGCAACACCACUGACAGGUAUAGUUCCUCUGAAAGUGGCAUGGUAAUACUGUGCCACACAAGUCUGUGCAGCAAUUCUCUCCUUCCUGCAGGUAACCUUCUCUCCAAUGGCUCUUGUGUUAGCUCUUCUCAGAGCUCCUUGGACUCCGAGACCAGUAAUGUGACAAUGAGGAGCAAAACAAGCUCAAACAGCAGGCAUGGGGAAGGGCCAAGCCAUUCCCCAGUUGUAAAGACUAGCCGGGGCUAUGCUGCAUUUGCAGUUAUUCCCAAUGCCAGGAGGAUCAGCAACAAACAGGCCUUUCAAGUGGAUGAGCAGCAGUUCCAAACCUGCAGCCCUGGUAAACUGGAGCUGGACCGCUUAUUUGGACGCGAUAGGAGGAGGUCGCAAGUCAUUGAACUGUUUGAGGCACUGGAGAUUGAGAGACCUCAGCAAAUGGAGUCCAGUUCCUCCUCUGAGUCCAAUGUCUGUAGUGGAAGACAUCGAGGUCGAAGUGAGAAAAGAUCUUAUCCAAGGGAAAGAGAUUUUGUGAGUGUAUCAGACCAGAUCAACUCUGCCCCAGACAUCUCUGCAGUGCCCAUCCCACAAUUUCGCAGAGCUAAAUCACUGGACAGGAGAAGAACUGAAACGGCGGUGACGCCGGACCUGCUGAAUUUUAAGAAAGGUUGGAUGACCAAACUCUCUGCAAGUGGCCAGUGGAAGAAGCAUUGGUUUGUUUUGAAUGACCACGUUCUGAAGUAUUACCAUGAUUCUGCAGCAGAGGAGGCAGUGGAUUUGGAUGGAGAGAUUGAUUUAAGUAAUUGCUAUGAUGUAACUGAAUAUGAAGUUCAAAGGAAUUAUGGAUUCCAGAUCUAUACUUUAGGGAAAGUCUACACACUGUCUGCCAUGACAUUGGGGAUUCGCCGGAACUGGAUGCAAGCAAUAAUGAAAAAUAUCCAUCCUGCAAAUACCCCAGAUGUGACCAGAAGCUUACCAGAAGAGAAGUUAAAAAUGAAAACUUUGCUUGAAGGAGCAUCAACAAAUGGAAGACAGAUAGCACUGACCUCCAUUGAUGGAACUGGCUUAGAAGCUGAACGAAAGAAAAGCAGAGCUUGGGAGCGAAGAAAAGAAGGACGUUCAAAAACAUUUGACUGGGCAGAAUUCCGUCCGGCACAACAGCAGUCCGAUGGAGGAAAUGUCCGCAGAACUACCACACUGUUCUUCCAGCCCGCAACUAAUUCUGAAACGGGCACCUGCGACCUGGAGCUGGACCGGGCACGACGGAGGGAGGAGAGGCGCAGACGAUUCGAAAUAUCUGGUCUUGACCAGGCAAACAGGGUAGAGGUCGACAAGGCCACCAUAACGCCCCCACGCCCAGGACCUAAGCAUGUGAAUGUGGAAAUUGAACACCGAUGGCAGCAGGUGGAAUGUACACCACUGCGUGAGGAGAGACAAGUUCCUAUUCUCAAUACGCCUUCUAGUGAAGGGGGAUCUCCUUCACAGGACCUGGCAUUAAUGCUGAAUAAAGAGUUGGAGAAGUUACAACAGGAGGUCUCCAAGUUGCAGGAACAAAAUAGAGAAUUGCAGAGGCAAUUGAAGGCAGCACAGGAAAGGGAGCACAGUGCACGGGAUGGCUAUGUUCUUCAGGCAACUUGUGAGCGUGGUUUCACAGCAAUGGAAGAAUCCCAUCAGAAGGUGAUUGAGGAGCUGCAAAAACAGCACCAGCUGGAACUAGAGAAUCUACAGCAGGAGAAAGAUCGUCUUCUGGCUGAGGAAACUGCCGCAACUGUAGCUGCUAUAGAAGCAAUGAAGAAUGCCCACAGAGAGGAACUGCAGAGAGAGUUGGAGAAAACACAUCGGUCACAGAUUAGUGGUAUGAAUGCAGAUGUAGAGGAUCUGGGCAAACAGCACAAAGAGGAACUGGUCUCCAUCCAACGGGAGCUGCAAGUUCUAUCAGAACAGUACUCUCAUAAAUGUUUAGAAAAUGCACACCUGGCCCAAGCUUUGGAGGCUGAACGGCAGGCACUUCGGCAGUGUCAGCGGGAGAAUCAGGAGCUAAAUGGCCAUAACCAGGAUCUAAAUAACCACUUGGCUGCAGAAUUUGCCCGAUUAAGGGUGCUGAUUACUGGGGACGGGAAGGAAGGGGGUGCCGGCUCACCCCUCUCACUGGGGAAAGAUGUCUACGAACUGGAGGUUUUAUUGCGGGUCAAAGAAUCUGAAAUCCAGUAUCUGAAGCAGGAGAUUAAUUCUCUAAAGGAUGAACUACAGUCUGCACUGAGGGACAAAAAAUAUGCUACAGAUAAGUAUAAAGGUAUCUACACUGAACUGAGCAUUGUUCGAGCAAAGGCUGAUUGUGAUGUCAACCGACUGAAAGAACAACUCAAAGUUGCCACUGAAGCCAUGGGAGAGAAGAUAAUAGACUGUGGUGUUGCUGGCUAUGACAUCAUGAAAUCAAAAAGUAAUCCUGAUUUUUUGAAGAAGGACAAGCUGAACUCUGGCAGGUCGAUGAGGAAUUUGCGGUCAAAAAGCCUGAAAGAAGGCCUUACAGUGCAAGAACGAAUGAAACUGUUUGAACCCAAGGAUUAGGAAAUGAAUGCCACAUCAUUGGCUCAGGCCUAAUCUGCACCUCAAAUUAAAGAAACUGCCUCACUGUAACAAAUAUUAAUCCUUCAUAGAACAAUCAUUUGGUUCUUUCUGACUUUGCACUUCAGUCAUUAAUGUGAGCAUGUAAUAUAUUCAAGUUCGUAAGCUUCACUCUGGUUGCACAAUCUAUGUUGUUAACUAGAAAGAAUUCUCUCAAGUAACCAGAUUUUUAAAAACAGACGUUUUGACCUUUCUGUACUAUUAGAAAAGUACAUUCUGUAUUAUUCCCUACCAAAACAAGUGUGAUUUUGCUGUUCUUUGCAUCUUUUUAUUAUUCAGACAGAAAACAAAUGGUCAGAUAGCCAUUAGGUGCAGGCUGAGGGCUUCGAUUUUUGUGAAGCAGCAAAACUUUUCUAACUUUCUCAGGUCCUUUUCUUAUUCAUGUGCCAAUAGACGAUCCAGAUCAAGGCCAUAAGCUAACAAGAGUAUUGAAGAGGCAGCCGGUCACACUUUUUUAAUAUAAUUAUAUUGGGCAAAAGAGCAGUUCCAGUCAUUUGUCUAUUUUUCUUGGAUAGCAGCGUAAACAUUCCUGCCAAUAUAUAUGGAUCUACUACAGAGAUAUGCUUUUACACCGACAUUAGGAGAGAUUAGCAGUACCUGGAAAUAGAAGCAUUGAAAUAGGGGAGAAAAGACUCAAAUAGAACGUGGAGACAGCGAAUGGGGAAGCCACAAAAGAUCCAGUAUUGCUUUCAAUGGCUUACAGCGACAGAGACCCAGGUUCAAUCCUGACUACCGUGCUGUCUGUGUGGAGUUUGUAUGUUCUCCCUGUGCCUGCGUGAGUUUUCUCUGGGUUCUCCGGUUUCCUCCCACAAAGACGUGCAGGAUUGUAGGUUAAUUAGCUCCUAGUGUGUAGGAUUAAAAAAUGGAUAACAUAGAACUAGUGUACGGGUGAUCAAUAAAUAGUUGGUCUGGACUCGGUAGAUGGAUCUGGUUCCAUGCUGUAUCUCUAAAAAAGUGUGGGAUUGGGAUGAGGACACUAUUUGUUUCCGAGUCAAAAUUUAGGGGAUUUGUUUUUAAUUAAUUCACAACAUAGAUUAUCACUGCCUGUAUUUAUUGUUCUUUCCUGGCUGGGUAUGUGAAGAUAGUUUAAUUGGGGCAGUCUAUGCUGCAGUAAAAUUUUAAUUGUUUUGUUGUCGGUACCUAUGACAAUUAAAUAAUCUUGAUUAUGUAAUUAAGAAAUUUUCAGAGCUGUAGGUAGAAAAAUUCCAUGAUUUUGACCCUGAAACAAAGGAACAAUAUAUUUUCAAGUUGUGGAACCGAGGAGAUGUAUCAAUUAGCUGUGUUUUCAAAUGCUGAUGUGCCUGAUUUUCUCAGUAGUAAUGAUACAGCAUUAGGGGACCUAGUAGACAAUGCCUUGAUGGUAUUGUAAUGAACUGGGCUUGAUAUACUGAUGGAGAGUCUAAACAUUUAGGAUAUUGAAUGGUGCGCCAAAGCAGUGUUUUGUCAUUUCUAUCAAACUACGGUUGAGGCAAAUCUUAUUUGUUGCAUAGCAUUCCAACACAUGAUAAUGCCACCGAAUGACGGGCAGCAGUCAUUAAAUGUUUUUUUGUGGCAAAUGGUGCACCAUUGAAUGGUGCAAGUGUUAAUUACUUAUGCCUGAAUGUCGUCCAGAGCUUUGUGUAUGUGCGUGGACUGCAUCAUUAUCUGAGGAUUUGCAUAUGGGAAUGAAAACUGCAAUAUAUAUUCACCUUCAAUAUGGAGAGAAGCACCUGUAGAUGGCUGGGCAUUUGAAGUGACCUACCUACAGUAAUGUCUGAGGCCCAACAAGUGCAAUUCAAUUCCUUUGUGCCAAGUAUGACUUCACCCAGUUAAGUGAUUUCACCAAUCAUCAAAUGAUUUAAAUGUUAAAUUUCUUUAGCAAUGUUUGGCUACACUAAUUGAAAGUAAAGCAUUUCAAUCUGGCAAUGUUAUGCUGCAAUGCAUUAGCACGUGGUAAAUUUAUUGUCAUGAAAUUUUUUUUGCUGCAUAGAAGAAAAGGACAAUCACCAUUAUUCCAUAAUCGCUGUUAUAUAAUCUAGCUAAACUGACAGACACAAUGACGCAAUGGGAUAGUCAUUGGGAGCAACAUUUUUACUUCUGUGCUGUGUUCGGUGGGCUGGUGCACGAGUUGAGUAAUAUAUGAUGUGUGAUGUUCUUUAUGUGAGAGUGCUUGACCCCAAGAAGCACCCGAACAACAUCUGGGGCUGAGAUGCUUUACUUCCAACAACCGCAUUCAUUUUUUCUCUGAAUGUGUGCAUAGUAGAAAGAAUGCAAAAUAAAAAUGAAAACUAUUGUUCA
Leucoraja erinaceus (little skate) is the source of this 6179-nucleotide messenger RNA. Its product is annotated as myosin phosphatase Rho-interacting protein-like. Gene Ontology annotation, molecular function: actin filament binding. Gene Ontology annotation, biological process: actin filament organization. The coding region runs from base 441 to 3845 and encodes 1134 amino acids. The record is from RefSeq and is a predicted model, not a curated record. The transcript has 24 exons. Gene Ontology annotation, cellular component: actin cytoskeleton. NCBI's taxonomy places the organism in Eukaryota, Metazoa, Chordata, Chondrichthyes, Rajiformes, Rajidae.